GUGUGGCCUGGCCAGCUGGGAUGUCUGUUUUUUUUUUUUUUCUUCUCUCCUUCCAGAGACUUACUGCUUCUUCUUUCAUUUCGAGACCACAAAAAACUGUUUACCUCCCAGCUUGAACAGACAGGACAAAACUCAACAUGUAGCUAAAUUUUCUCGGUUUAUCUGAGCGAGCACGUAAAGUGAGCAUGAACUGCACGUACGCACGCACGCAGAGCUCUGCCGGCUCUAAAAACCAUCCGUUAGCAUGCUAGCUAACGAGCUAACUUUUACAGCUUCGGUUGUUUUUCCAGAGGAUAAUUCACACGGUUAUAGAUUGAAUUAAAGUCUUUUUGUUGAUGGUAAUGUGAACCAAGGUGAAAUGGAGCCAUUCCAGCCUCGGUAAUCUAAUUUCUCCAGACAUGUUGAGGUUACUCGGGAUUAAAUUUGCCAUUUACUGCGGUUGGACUUAAACUCGUCAAGUUUCCGGAGCCUCCAGUCCUUAAACUCCUGUGGCGAUGGAUGAGAAAUACAGCAGCAACGUGCUCUCCAGUGGGAAACUGGGCAUGGUCGAGGUGCCUAACGCCAGGUUAACCAGGUACUUAGUUUUACUGCUCAUCUCCAAGGUCCUCAAGGCGCUUGGGAUCUUUGAAUCAUACGAUAUUCUCAAAGUUGUCCACAUUGUCCAGUUUAUCUUCAUACUAAAAUUAGGGAGUGCUGUUAUUUUGCUUUUCUUCCAAAAGCCUUUCUCUUCUGGCAAAGUCAUCUCAAAAAGACAGUGGAUAAAGUUACUAAAACACGCUGUUAUCAGCUGCAUCAUUUCCCUCUUGGGUUUCUUCGGUCUCACUCUCUGUGGACCUUUGAGGACCUUGUUGCUUUUUGAGCACAGCGAUGUGGUCGUCAUCGCUCUCCUCAGCGUGCUGUUCACAAACUCAGGAGGGGGGCCGUCGAAGACCAGAGGAGCUGCCUUCUUCAUCAUCGCUGUGAUCUGCCUUCUCCUCUUCGACAACGAUGAUCUCAUGGCAAAGAUGGCCGAGCACCCUGAGGGACAUCAUGACAGCGCCCUCACUCAUUUCCUUUACACAGCCAUUGCAUUUUUAGGGGUUGCAGAUCACAAGGGUGGAGUUGUGUUGCUGGUGGUGUCUCUGUGCCUGAAGGUCGGCUUCCACACCGCCUCUAGGAAAUUAUCAGUGGAAAUCGGAGGAGCCAAACGCCUGUACGCCCUCGACAACCUGGUUUCUGCCAUGGUCCUGCUGCCCUGGGUCAUGGUGCUGUCAGCUACUACAGAAAGCAAGGUGGAGUCGUGGUCGUCCCUCAUCCUGCCUUUCGGGAUGAUUGUCUUCUCAGUGAUGAUCCUGGAGUUUUACGUGGAGUCCAUCUGCAGUGCAAAGAUGGAGACACCGAGGUGCGCCCGCUACGGCACCAUCUCUCUCUUCCUCAGUGCCCUGCUGCUGGCCAACUUCUGGACCCACCCGCUGACCGACCAGCUGCGCUCCAUGAGCAAACCCCCGCAGCAGGACAGCACAGAGCACGUGCUCUCUGGAGGAGUGCUCGUCAGCGCCAUCUUCUUCAUCAUGUCCUCCAGUAUUCUCUCCUCUCCAUCAAAGAAAGGACAGAAGGGCACCUUGGUCGGCUACUCGCCUGAAGGGACGCCGCUGUACAACUUCAUGGGCGACGCCCUGCAGCACACAUCCCAGUCCCUUCCACGUUUCAUCAAAGAUUCGCUCAAACAGAUCCUGGAGGAGUACGACUCCAGGCAGAUCUUCUACUUCCUCUGCCUGAACCUGGCUUUUACAUUCGUGGAGCUCUUCUACGGCGUGUGGACCAACAGCCUGGGUCUGAUAUCCGAUGGCUUUCACAUGCUGUUCGACUGCUCCGCUUUGGUCCUGGGCCUUUUCGCUGCCCUCAUGACUCGCUGGAAAGCCACCAGGAUCUUCUCCUAUGGGUAUGGUCGUGUUGAGAUUCUCUCUGGGUUCAUCAACGGCCUGUUCCUGAUGGUCAUAGCUUUCUUUGUCUUCGUUGAGUCCAUCACACGACUGGUGGAUCCUCCUAAUAUCAACACAGACAUGCUGACUCCGGUGUCGGUCGGAGGCUUGCUGGUCAACUUGGUGGGUAUCUGCGCUUUCAGCCACGCCCACUCCCAUGGCGGCAAAAGCUGUUCGUCGCACGACCACGGCCACUCGCACCACGGGCACAGCCACAGCGAGCACAGCCACGGAGGACACGGACAUUCACAUGGAGGCCACGGGCACGGCGGGCACGGCGGACACGGCGGACACGGCGGACACGGGCACUCUCACGGCUCGGGGGGUGGAGGCAUGAACGCCAACAUGAGAGGAGUUUUCCUCCACGUUCUGGCGGACACUUUGGGCAGCGUCGGUGUGAUCAUCUCCACCAUCCUCAUCCGCCAGUUCGGCUGGUUGAUUGCGGACCCGAUUUGCUCGCUCUUCAUCGCCACCCUCAUUUUUCUCAGCGUCAUCCCGCUGCUGAAGGACGCGUGUGAGGUUCUGCUUUUACGAACUCCUCCAGAACAUGAGAAGGACCUGAACAGCGCUCUGGAAAAGAUUGAAAAGAUCGAAGGAGUGCUGUCGUACCGAGACCCGCAUUUCUGGAGGCAUUCAGCCAGCGUCAUCGCCGGGACGAUUCACCUGCAGAUUAUGUCGGAUGUCGUGGAGCAGAGGAUCAUACAACAGGUGACUGCCAUUUUGAAAGACGCCGGGGUGAAUAAUCUCUCUGUCCAAGUGGAGAAGGAGGCCUACUUCCAGCACAUGUCUGGACUCAGCACAGGAUUUCAAGAAGUGCUGGCCAUGACGCAGCAAAUGGAGUCCAUGAAAUACCUAAAGGAUGGGACGUGUAUUAUGUAACCUCCAUCUGUGGGACCAAACAAAACUUUACCGCUUCUCUCUCUCUCUCUCUGUCCAUUUUUCAAUGAAAUGUAUAUGUGUGUGGUUCAUGUAAAAUAAAUCUGAAUAUAUUGAUUUUACCUUUUUGUUUGAGCUGCAUUUGUUUUCUCGUGUGGUGUAAAUAGGAAAAUCCAUUUUUAAUUUUUGUUGUUUAAAAAGUUUGGCUUUUAUUUAAGAGCAUUGAGAAGAUCGCUCACUCAGUGUGAUUGAGACUGGCUUAAUUUUUAUGUAUUUAUUUAUUGAUUGAUUGAUUUUCAGUCUUUUUUUUGGACACGAGAGCAUACUGUCUGGAGAUAUUUUGAUAUAAAGUUACUCUCAGCUCUCAGGACACACCACUGAAACGAUGCAGCUGAAAUACAUCUAGAAUAUCCACACAUCAGCAAUAACAUGACUGAACACCAUGCUGUUGCCCAUGUGAAUAAAUACUGUUAAAGCUACUACCACAACAUA
Molecule: messenger RNA, 3329 nt
Organism: Myripristis murdjan (pinecone soldierfish)
Lineage: Eukaryota; Metazoa; Chordata; Actinopteri; Holocentriformes; Holocentridae
Gene: slc30a5
Product: solute carrier family 30 member 5
Exons: 16
Coding region: 495-2840 (781 amino acids)
Biological process (GO): zinc ion import into Golgi lumen; intracellular zinc ion homeostasis
Cellular component (GO): cytoplasmic vesicle; Golgi apparatus; membrane
Molecular function (GO): zinc ion transmembrane transporter activity
Source: RefSeq, a predicted model, not a curated record